This is a messenger RNA of Protopolystoma xenopodis, 624 nucleotides long. The record is from the annotation of a GenBank genome assembly. Lineage: Eukaryota; Metazoa; Platyhelminthes; Monogenea; Polystomatidea; Polystomatidae.
AUGAACAAGAGUCAUCCUCACAGUUGUGCUGUAGCCGAGUGGUGCGCCAGCCAGGCGGGACCCGGGACCAACAAGGUUGAAGGCUCUAGGCUCGAGGCUCGAGACCGGCACAUGAAAGAACGGGGAAGAGCGGCAGGACUUGGUACCUCUCGGGUGGAACACGCGGCGGUCCCGUGCAGGAGGCGAAUCCACGUCCAUCACACAGAGCCCCUCUGGCCGCCGGUCUUUCGGCCCUCAUUGCCACCCCUCCUCCCAUCCUCAUUAAUACGAGCAUGCGGCCGCAGAAGCGCUAUCAUCAUCAUCAUCAUCAUCAUCAUCAAUAGCAGCAGCAGCAGCAUCCUCGACAUCAGCAGCAGCCAGAGCGGUGGCAAAGUCGCCGGCUCGGCUGCCAAAUGCAGGGAAGCUGGAAAGGCGGGGGUUGCAGAGCGACGACAAGUAAUUGCAGGUCUUCCCCCUCGCCGGCCCAAAAGACGCGGACAUGUACCGGCAUGUGCCAGCUCGUGCCCUCACCUCGUUUACGCCCUCUUCUGCUCCGACUCCGGCUCUGGAGGCUCAGCUUGCACACGACUCCUGGUCUCUCCCCGACCAUGCCUCUUCUGUUUCCCCCUCCUCCCCCUCGGCACG